GGAGUGACAGUUGACAGCUCAUUUAGUGACUUUGCAUUUAGAUUCUAUUCUGUGAUUUGCUGUGAUUCUAUUCUAUUGCCAAGCAAAUUUCAAACUGCAUAUUACUGAUUUAUUUUUUAUUUUAAAUUGAAAAGCAAAAACUAUGUUCUUAACAAGAAGUGAAUAUGAUCGUGGUGUUAACACAUUUUCACCAGAAGGUCGUCUUUUUCAAGUUGAAUAUGCUAUUGAAGCGAUUAAAUUAGGAUCUACAGCAAUUGGAAUAUCUACAAGCGAAGGAGUUGUUUUAGCAGUUGAGAAACGCAUUACUUCUCCUCUAAUGGAGCCAACAACAAUUGAAAAAAUUGUUGAAGUGGAUAAGCAUAUUGGGUGUGCAUUUUCUGGUCUUAUGGCAGAUUCAAGAACAAUGAUCGAUAGAGCGCGUGUAGAAUGUCAGAACCAUUGGUUUGUCUACAAUGAAAACAUGAGUGUAGAAUCUUGUGCUCAAGCUGUUUCUAAUCUAGCAAUUCAGUUUGGUGAUUCAGAUGAUGAUGGGGCAGCUAUGUCCAGACCUUUUGGAGUGGCGAUACUAUUUGCUGGCAUUGAUGAAAAGGGACCUCAACUAUACCAUAUGGACCCUUCAGGUACAUUUGUUCAAUUUGAUGCUAAAGCUAUCGGGUCAGGUUCUGAAGGUGCUCAGCAAAGUCUUCAAGAAGUGUAUCAUCGUAGUAUGACUUUAGAAGAAGCUACAACUGCAGCUUUGACGAUUUUAAAGCAAGUCAUGGAAGAAAAGUUGAAUUCAUCAAAUGUAGAAGUGAUGACCAUGACUCCAAAGAAUCUGUUUCAUAUGUUUACUAAAGAACAGGUGGAAGAGGCCUUAACAAAUGUAUUCCCUGCUGAACAUCCCACUCCCAUAAAAGUUAACAAGCAAAAAGUUUAAUGUGCAUUUCAUAUUUCAUUUCACUAAUAUACAUUAAUUUAUGUGCGUGUUUGUGUUGUAAUAGUUAAUAAUAAUUAUGAAUAUGCUUUAAUAUACCUACUAGUUUUUAUACU
Sitophilus oryzae (rice weevil) is the source of this 1029-nucleotide messenger RNA. RefSeq names its product proteasome subunit alpha type-5 (gene Prosalpha5). The transcript is spliced from 4 exons. The coding region runs from base 143 to 916 and encodes 257 amino acids. Gene Ontology annotation, cellular component: proteasome core complex; nucleus; proteasome core complex, alpha-subunit complex. Gene Ontology annotation, biological process: proteasome-mediated ubiquitin-dependent protein catabolic process. The record is from RefSeq and is a predicted model, not a curated record. NCBI's taxonomy places the organism in Eukaryota, Metazoa, Arthropoda, Insecta, Coleoptera, Curculionidae.